This is a messenger RNA of Kuraishia capsulata CBS 1993, 192 nucleotides long. RefSeq lists its product as uncharacterized. Gene Ontology annotation, molecular function: ubiquitin protein ligase binding; protein tag activity. Gene Ontology annotation, biological process: modification-dependent protein catabolic process; protein neddylation; regulation of proteolysis. The coding region runs from base 1 to 192 and encodes 63 amino acids. NCBI's taxonomy places the organism in Eukaryota, Fungi, Ascomycota, Pichiomycetes, Pichiales, Pichiaceae. The transcript has 3 exons. The record is from RefSeq and is a predicted model, not a curated record. Gene Ontology annotation, cellular component: nucleus; cytoplasm.
AUGGAUGUGGAGCCAAGUGAUAAGAUUGAAGAUGUGAAGAAGCUAUUGGAGGAAAAAGAAGGCAUUCCAUCGGAACAACAGAGGUUUCUAUUUUCAGGCAGACAACUAGAGGAUAGCGAUACUGUCGAGGGUUGCAAGAUUACUGCGGGAUCUCAAUUGCACUUGGUGUUGACUCUGAGAGGAGGGUGUUGA